Messenger RNA from Colletotrichum gloeosporioides, 240 nucleotides. Its product is annotated as Succinate dehydrogenase assembly factor 1. Gene Ontology annotation, biological process: mitochondrial respiratory chain complex II assembly. The transcript has 2 exons. Lineage: Eukaryota; Fungi; Ascomycota; Sordariomycetes; Glomerellales; Glomerellaceae. The coding region runs from base 1 to 240 and encodes 79 amino acids. The record is from RefSeq and is a predicted model, not a curated record. Gene Ontology annotation, cellular component: mitochondrion.
AUGGCAGGUGCGAAACGGGGCCUUUCCGGUCUCCAAAGGGAGGUUUUGGCCCUCUAUAGACAGUGUCUUCGAGAGGUCCGCAAGAAGCCCGAGGUGAGAGACCUAUUUCUCUGGAACGAAUUUGACAAGUUCAUCACAGUAGACAAGCGCGACUUCUCCGUGGUUGAACAUUUGCUGAGGAAGGGUCGGCGCCAGCUCGAAACUUACUCAUCGCCGAGCAUUAAAGAUGUCAUGAGGUGA